ACUGUCAUUUCAUUUUUCAUUAUUGUCAUUAAAAGAAAUUUCAAGUUUCAAGUGGUUUUAAAAAGUGAAAAAAAAUUGUAAAAAAAGAUUAUUUCAAGUUCAGAGUACUUUUGAAGUAUAGCUCUGAUAUUAGUGUAUAAUCUAAUAUUACAUUUGUCAUGUGAUAAUCUUUUGAUAAAAUUUAAAAAUAUACAAAGUAAUGGCUUUCUUCAGUAACAUGUUUUUUUUAAAACAGCAUCCAAAAAUAGAAAAUAUUUCUUCAACGACCCUGGUCAGAUUUGAAAGUGGAGGAAAAAUUGAAUCGUCCCAUAAAGUUAAUAACCUUGAAAAAAGAUUUCUCGUUUGGACUAAAAAAUAUAAAACAGUUGAUGAAAUUCCUCCAUAUGUCACCCAAAGUACAAUGGAACGAUGCAGAAAUCGUAUGAGAAUUAAAAUUGCUAAUUACAUGAUGGCAGCCACAGCAGUCGGCUGUAUUGCAAUGAUAUAUUUAGGAAAACAAGAUGCCAAAAAAGGAAUAUCUGUGACUCAACAAAAUAGAGAUUGGCAUGCUCAGAAUAGAGCAAAUAUCGAAGCAGGAACUGCUAAAUAA
Psylliodes chrysocephalus is the source of this 589-nucleotide messenger RNA. NCBI's taxonomy places the organism in Eukaryota, Metazoa, Arthropoda, Insecta, Coleoptera, Chrysomelidae. The record is from the annotation of a GenBank genome assembly.